AGCGGAUUCAAUGAAGAUUUCUCCGGGAAUACGUUUUGUAUUUAAGAAUUCACCGGGCAUAUUUUUCUCUUCCUUCUUCUUUUACUUCGGUGGGUACUUGGUUCAACAUCAUAGCAACGGCAUCCUGCCAAGAUGGACGAUUGUACCUCUCUCUUUCUCUAUUCUUGUGGUACUGCGCCGAGAGUGGAGGUUUUUCAUGGAUAAACGUCAUGCAGCUGCCAUAGGCGCAGUUGUUCCUCCUGUGGUCGAAGACAAAUGGCCUCUUUACCUUGGAAAUUUCUGGAAGACAUUUAACGGUUUCAUGAACGGCUAUCCUGGCGACACAGCUUGGGAAUGGAUCGCGAAGUACGGUCAUACAUUCUAUGUUCGUGCGGGGUUUGACGAGCGGGUCAUGACCGUGGAACCGCACCACGUCAAGGCACUCCUCGCCACAAACUUUGAUUGUUGGGAGAAGGGAACAACUUUGCAUGAUCAGCUAUACUCGGUCUUGGGCACGGGGGUAUUCAACUCUGACGGCGACAUGUGGAAAUAUCACCGGACGAUGACCCGACCUUUCUUCACUAAGGACCGAAUCUCUGACUUCGAGAACUUCGAUAGGCAUGCCAUGGCGUCUAUCACGCUGGCCAAAGAACGCUUACGCACUGGUUUCCCUAUCGACUUCCAGGACUUGGCUUCACGCUUUACUUUGGACACAACUACCGAGUUCCUUUUCGCGUCCGACGUUAGCUCAUUGUCAGCAGGCUUGCCUUACCCAUCGGCACCCAGCAGCACUUCCGAACUCAUGCACCCAUCGAAUCUAGUCGCAGCUUCAUUCGCCCAAGUACAAUUCCGGGUUAUGACCCGUUUCUUCUUUGGGGCCUGGUGGCCCUUGAUGGAGCUCUGGAAGGACCAGACGGAAGACGACAUGAAGGUUCUCAUGGGGUUUGUCGAUCCUAUCUUACAGAGCGCUAUGCAGAAGAAGGGCGAGUCAUUCACUGAUGCGGAGAAUGACGAAGAGACGUUCUUACAGCAUAUGGUCAAGUCGACCGAUGGUGCGGCAGGUUCACUUCAUCCUUUCAUUGGCCAUUCUGAAGCGAAUACCAUUGCAGACAUCAAGGUGCUCAGGGACGAGUGUCUUAAUCUAAUGACGGCCGGAAGAGACACUACGGCUGCUUUACUUAGUUUUGGCGUAUAUAUGCUUGCAGAGCAUCCCCAUGUGCUUCAGCGUCUGCGCGCUGAAGUCCUAGAGACCGUUGGGCCAUCGAGGGCCCCUACGUAUGAGGAACUAAGAGGGAUGAAGUAUAUGCGAGCAUUCCUGAACGAAACCUUGCGACUCUAUCCACCAGUUCCGUUCAACUUGAGGAAUGCUAACAGGGAUACGACACUACCUGGAGCACCCGGAGAACAGCCAUUUUACAUAUCCCGCGGCACUUCGGUCUUGUAUUCUGUGUUCGUGAUGCACCGUCGAGCUGACCUAUGGGGUCCUGAUGCAAUCGAGUUCGACCCAGAUCGUUUCAUCGACGCAAGGCUGCAGCAAUACCUAACUCACAAUCCCUUCAUCUUCGUUCCCUUCAAUGCCGGGCCUAGGAUCUGUCUCGGACAACAAUUUGCGUAUAAUGAAGCGUCCAUAAUGCUAGUCCGUCUUCUCCAGAACUUCUCGUCGGUGUCCCUGGCACAAGACGUUCAGCCGCCGAAAUCGAUCCCUCCCGCCUCUUGGGCUGAUGUUCCUGGGAGACAAAGCGUCGAGAAAUUGUGGCCCAAGUCUAACCUGACAAUGUUUAUUGAUGGUGGCCUGUGGGUCAGAUUGGGAGAAGCAGCCGAGUCUACAAGCAGCUAGUCGAGGGCUCUGCAGAGGUAUUUUUCAGCGAUGUAUUGGAAGUUGGCUCCAUCGUACAGUUAUUAUAUCCAAGCGUAGCACCC
Messenger RNA from Stereum hirsutum FP-91666 SS1, 1899 nucleotides. Its product is annotated as cytochrome P450 monooxygenase pc-2. Lineage: Eukaryota; Fungi; Basidiomycota; Agaricomycetes; Russulales; Stereaceae. The transcript is spliced from 16 exons. The coding region runs from base 11 to 1816 and encodes 601 amino acids. Gene Ontology annotation, molecular function: oxidoreductase activity, acting on paired donors, with incorporation or reduction of molecular oxygen; heme binding; monooxygenase activity. The record is from RefSeq and is a predicted model, not a curated record.